CUGAAAGCAGUUUGGCAGUUGGACGAGUAGCUACUGACAACAUCGCAGGGGGCAACUGCACUUCUUCAGUUUCUAGACCGCAGGCAGCCCGGGAGCGGAGGUUAGGACAUACAAACGGGCGACGCACGCCGUCCUAAAUUUAAUCCGUCGUCAUUUUCUUGCAGAAUAGCAAUGUUCAUUUUGAUUUUUUUCCAGUUUGCUUUGAGGCAAGACUAAAACGCGACUUGAAGGAACUUAGCGGGUGUUUUUUUUUUUGGGAAUGCUUCCUCAGUCUGCCAGUGAAGAGCAGAGAGUGACAUUCCUAUCUGUCAGUUUACAUCUGAAGACAUGUUGUACUGGACUCUGCCUGACUGGAAAGUACUGCUGCUGACUGUACUGCUGUGGGACCGCGUCUGUGCCUUGGGACUGAAACCCACGAGAUGGCCACUGUAUUCCCAAAAGCCUCUGCUCCUCGCUUGGAAUGCCCCGACUGAGGACUGUGCCCCGCGGCAUGGUAUUCACUUUCAGCUGGACCAUUUCCAAAUUGUGGCCUCACCCAAUGAGGGAUUUGUCAGACAGAACCUCACCAUCUUCUAUAAGGACCGCCUAGGCUUGUACCCCUACUUUGAGCCAGAUGAAACGGCGGUGAACAGGGGGCUGCCACAGUUGGCCAGUCUCACGCAGCACCUGGAGAAGAUGCAGGACGGCGUGCAGAAGUAUAUACAGGAACGAGGGGCCAAGGGUCUGGCAGUUAUUGACUGGGAAGAGUGGCGCCCACUCUGGAUACGUAACUGGAAACCCAAAGAUGUUUACCGCAAACAUUCUCAGGCCUUGGUGUGUCAGAAGAACCCAACAUGGCCUCUAGAGCAGGUGAGAAAAGUGGCCCAGCAGGAGUUUGAGAUGUCUGCCAGGAAGUUCAUGCUGGAGACCCUGAAGCAUGCCAAGAACCUGAGGCCUAACCAGCUUUGGGGUUUCUACCUCUUCCCUGACUGCUACAAUCAUGACUACAGGCUGACCCUGGAGAACUACACAGGCCGCUGUCCUGAUGUGGAGGUGGCCCGCAAUGAGCGGCUGAAAUGGCUGUGGACCGAGAGCACAGCUCUCUUCCCCUCCAUCUACAUGGGCACUGUGCUGCGCAACUCAGCUUCCGGUCGCCAGUUUGUCCGGAACCGAGUGAAGGAAGGGAUGCGUUUGGCUUCAUCGGGCGAUGGGUUGGCGCGUCCUGUCUUUGUGUACACCAGGCCCACCUAUGCCAACUCCCUGGAACAGCUGACAGAGACUGACCUUGUCUCCACCAUCGGGGAGAGCGUGGCUUUGGGGGCAGCAGGAAUCAUCAUGUGGGGAGAUGCAGCUUAUGCAAGCAGCAAAAACAGCUGCGCCAGUCUGGAAAAAUAUCUGAGGACCUCGCUGAGUCAAUACCUCCUCAACGUCUCCACGGCAGCAGAGCUGUGCAGCCAGACCUUGUGUGGUUCUCACGGCCGCUGUCUACGCAAAGAUCCAGACAGCAACGUUUAUUUGCAUCUGAACCCGCUCACCCACAGUAUCAGUCAGGGAGGUGAGCUGACAGUUACCGGCGAGCUCAGUGAAGCAGAGAAGAAGAGAUUUCAAACAGAGUUUCGGUGCCAGUGCUACAGUGGCAGCGAAGGAGAGAGCUGCGUUCAAACAAGGGUGCCAUCUCAAGCCACUAUUCUGUCGGCACUGCAGUGUGCGACCGUAGUGAUCAUCUCUCUGCUCCUCUGUUAAUACACCAUAAAUACUGUAGACAUAGCUGCAUUUAACAUAUCUAAAUACAAGCGCACACUAACUGACAAGUUUUAAGGAAUGAGGAGUGUCAUUUCUUUGUCUUUUAAUUGCUGUAAAUGGAUGACACAAAGUGAAAUUUUCUAAGAAGCACAAAUGAAAUGCAAAGUUAUAUUUGUUUAAAACUUUUAAUCUUUUUUUUUUUUUUAAACAGUGCAGGGCUUGAUGGAAAUGACCUUGUUUACAUUUUGCUCACAAUUUCCUCUCAGUAACUGUUUCCCAAGGUGUCAAAUUCCAUGUUUGUCAUAGAGAGGAUGUUUUCUGAGGGAAAUCUGAUGAAUGAGUUGAUGUUUUUCAGUAGAUGUGUGGUGAAAGUGGAAUUGAUGCACUUAAAUCUGGUCAUAGCGCAUUAUAUCUGAAGUGCCUUUUUUCAACAUGACUUCUCUCUGACAUCUGAUGUUUUUAUGGAGGCAGUUAAAGUGUUAUUAUUUAUUUGAAUGUAUUUUUAGUUGUUUUGUAUGAUAUUUUGUUAUUUUGAUGUCCAAAUCAUGACUACUAUCUGAAAAUACUACAUUGCUCAAGUCAUACUCAAAAUAACCAUUCUGUAUUUCAGCAGCUAUUUUACAACCAAAGCACAAUGUAAAAAGCAAAUUUCUGCCACUUUGUGUGUUUCACAGUUUCACUUGUAUCACUGCCUCUCUCUCUGCUGUUCUCACAUUUGAGUUUUGUCGACAUAAAUAAACUUAUUUGACAAGG
Messenger RNA from Scatophagus argus, 2475 nucleotides. RefSeq names its product hyaluronidase 2a (gene hyal2a). The coding region runs from base 328 to 1722 and encodes 464 amino acids. Gene Ontology annotation, molecular function: hyaluronoglucuronidase activity; hyalurononglucosaminidase activity. NCBI's taxonomy places the organism in Eukaryota, Metazoa, Chordata, Actinopteri, Scatophagidae. The record is from RefSeq and is a predicted model, not a curated record. The transcript has 4 exons. Gene Ontology annotation, biological process: carbohydrate metabolic process; hyaluronan catabolic process.